CCUACCUGAACUUUGCGCCUACGCCUAGCUAGCGAACGUAAGCUUCAAGUUCAACGUCUUAGCCGGUCCCUACUUGUAUUUACAGCUGGCCGAAUCAGAGAGAAAUAAUGGCCGACCAAGGACUGUCGGACGAAGCCGCAGCUGCAGCUUGCAAAGAUGGGAAUCCAAUCACUAAAGACUUCAUGAUGCAGCAGACAAUGUUGAGGGUGAAAGAUCCGGUGAAAUCUUUGGAUUUCUACACGCGCAUACUUGGAAUGACCCUGCUACAGAAAUUUGAUUUCCCUUCAAUGCGAUUCUCUCUCUACUUCCUCGGUUAUGAAGAUAAGAAGGAAGUCCCUGCUGAGGUCAAAGAGAGAACAGCUUGGACUUUUUCACGCCGAGCCACCAUUGAGCUCACACAUAACUGGGGUUCGGAGACAGAUGACAGCCAGUCUUACCACAACGGAAAUUCAGACCCUCGAGGGUUUGGCCACAUAGGAAUUGCUGUUCCAGAUGUUUAUGCCGCUUGCAAGCUGUUUGAAGAGCAAGGAGUGACCUUUGUCAAAAAGCCCGAUGAUGGUAAAAUGAAGGGCUUGGCUUUCAUUCAGGACCCUGAUGGCUACUGGAUAGAAAUUCUUAGCCCAAACAACAUGGUGCCUAUUACUUCUUAAAGAAGCAGCCAAGGCUGUGUGAUCAGCUUAAUGGGUGAUUUCGAUGAAGAUACCACAUGGCCAUAAUACAGAGGAUGAUUUGAAAAGGAGUAACACUCUCAUAACCUCACAGACUGCUCUUUUUGUGGAGAUCGCAAGCAAGAAGAAAUAACCGGAGCGCUCAUCUCAGUGUGGUUGCAAAGCGCUGUGGAACUUGACUUAGGGACAGAUCUCUACAAAUUAGAGCUUACUAAAACUACUACAACUUUAUUACUAACCAUGCAAACUUGACUUUGAAUACGAAAGUCAAGACACAAACACUAAAGUAAUUUAUGUCCUUUGUUAGCUGUUUACAUUGCGUGUCGGUGCAAUCAAGAAUCAACAUAUACAUGCUUUUUUUUUUUCCAAGAAAAAAAAUGUGUAGGUCACAUUGUAAAUCUCUCCUGAUCCACAUUAAUAGUAGCUAUGCUCAAUAAAGCAACAUGCUGCUUGUCAGAAACCUGCUUAA
Messenger RNA from Colossoma macropomum (tambaqui), 1137 nucleotides. RefSeq names its product glyoxalase 1 (gene glo1). Lineage: Eukaryota; Metazoa; Chordata; Actinopteri; Characiformes; Serrasalmidae. The record is from RefSeq and is a predicted model, not a curated record. Gene Ontology annotation, molecular function: lactoylglutathione lyase activity; metal ion binding. The transcript is spliced from 6 exons. Bases 108 to 650 code for a protein of 180 amino acids.